AGCAGAUCCAUUUCCGGGUUGGCAAAAGGGGCGGCGGCGGCGGCGGCGGCGGCGAGAAAGGGAGCUUGCUGGGGGGCGAGCUGGACGCGCCGAAGCCAGAGCAGAGGUGGCGGGAGGAUUCGUUCCCGGAGCAGCCGCGGCCAGGUAUAUGAGUGACCUAACGCAAAAUAGAACGGAGAGAGAAAGCAGUGCCAACUGCGAACUGGGCAAGCAUGCCAAUUCCUCCUCCGCCUCCACCCCCACCUGGUCCUCCUCCGCCUCCCACUUUUAAUCAGGCAAACACAGAACCGCCCAGACUGAGUAGAGAUGAGCAGCGGGGUCGUGGUGCACUCUUACAGGACAUCUGCAAAGGGACCAAGCUGAAGAAGGUGACCAAUAUCAACGAUCGGAGUGCACCUAUCCUUGAGAAAUCCAAAGGAAGCAGUGGUGGUUAUGGCUCUGGAGCAGCUGCCCUGCAACCCAAGGGAGGCCUCUUCCAAGGAGGAGUGCCAAAGCUUCGACCUGUGGGCACCAAGGACGUUUCAGAGAACCUCCCUGGCAAGCCAGCCCUGCAAGUCCCCAGUUCCCGAGCUGCUGCCCCAAGGCCUCCAGUGUCAACAGCCAGUGGUCGCCCUCAAGAUGAUGCAGACAACCGAGCCUCACUCCCAGAACUGCCUAGGAUGCAGAGACCCUCAUUACCAGACCUGUCUCGGCCUAACACCCCCAGCAGUACGGGCAUGAAGCACAGUUCCUCUGCCCCUCCUCCACCACCUCCUGGGCGGCGAGCCAACGCGCCCGCUACACCUCUGCCUAUGCACAGCAGCAAAGCCCCAGCCUACAACAGAGAAAAACCUUUGCCGCCAACACCUGGACAGAGGCUUCACCCUGGUCGAGAGGGACCUCCUGCUCCACCCCCAGUGAAACCACCACCUUCCCCUGUGAAUAUCAGAACGGGACUAAGUGGCCAGUCUCUGGCUCCUCCUCCUCCGCCUUAUCGCCAGCCUCCAGGGGUCCCUAAUGGGCCCUCCAGUCCCACUAAUGAAUCAGCCCCUGAGCUGCCACAGAGACACAAUUCUUUGCAUAGGAAGACACCAGGGCCUGCCAGAGGCCUAGCACCUCCUCCACCCACCUCAGUGUCCCCCUCAUUACAGAGUAAUAGGCCUCCUCCCCCAGCCCGAGACCCUCCUAGUCGGGGAGCAGCUCCUCCACCACCACCACCCAUGGUCCGCAAUGGUGCCAGGGACGCUCCUCCUCCCCCCCCACCAUACCGAAUGCAUGGGUCAGAACCCACGAGCCGAGGAAAGCCCCCUCCUCCACCUUCAAGGACGCCAGCCGGACCACCCCCACCUCCCCCGCCACCCUUGAGGAAUGGCCACAGGGACUCUAUUACCACCGUCCGAUCUUUCUGGGAUGAUUUUGAGUCAAAGUAUUCUUUCCAUCCAGUAGAAGACUUUCCUGCUCCAGAAGAAUAUAAACACUUUCAGAGAAUAUAUCCUAGCAAAACUAACCGAGUUGCCCGUGGAGCCCCACCUCUGCCACCCAUUCUCAGGUGAAGCCCAGCUUGGUCCUGUUCCUCAGGAAAAGGAUGGACCCAUUCCUCUUCUCAGAUGGCCCCUUCCAUCCCCCCUGAAAACCUGCAUGAGAGCUCCUACUGUGUUUCUUCAGUGCAACCAACCUCUAGACUCCAAGCGCCCCCCCUAGCUCACCUCCAUCUAUACAUCUCGUCGCUGGACUCGGUGAUCAGACUCUUGACAUUGACAGUAGGGUCUCAAACCCUGUAUCCAUCCCUCCUUUAGUGAGCCCCGCUAGCCAGAUGAGGAAAGAACUUCCGUGUCUCCUGCUUUCCUCUUGGGGAAUGGUGCCUUGUUGAGAUGAAUUAACUCACUGUUGGGGCAAGGUGGAGAAUGGUACUCUUACUGCUUCCUCACUAUGGAGGAAUGUUGGCAGGUAUAUUAUAUUUCAUCAUUUAGGAGGCUGACAUGGCCAGAACUUCUGGGGGGUGGACAUUUUUAGUGUAACAGGAAAGAAAGUUGUAAAGAAAUGAUCUGUUUUAAAGGUCAAGUUGGAGAAAGGGCAAGAAUAUGGGUCUGCUUUAUUAAUAAGGAUAUUUUUGUUUUUGUUUUCACCCCAUCCUAUAUCCUUACUAUAGGGAAAAGUGAGAUAUAAACACUAAAUACUAAUCAGUUGAACUAAACAACUAAUAAAAAGAAAGGGCAGAAUAAAUUGGGACCCUUUUAAAACGACCAGGGGUCUUCUGAUUCUUCUGGGACUCCCUACCCCAAAUCCUUAGGGUGCUGAGACUGAGCGGACUGAGCGGUGUUAUUUCUUCCACUACUACUCAUCGACUUGAGAGAAAAGCCUCUUUCAUUCAUCAUUCACUCAUUCCAGAUUCAUACACCCCAAGACCUCCAGGAAGAUUGGGCUUGGACCUUGGUCUGUACCUGACCUUGAGUCUGCUUCAGUCUUUUCUGACUGUCCUGUCCUGAAACUGUAGCCCUUGCUGAGUGCUCCAAGAUGACAUGGAAGGAAAAGGUGAAAUGAGCCUCCUGAUAGGGACCAACUCUUUGGAUCACCAAAGAUUAAUUCCUGCUUGUUCUGUAAUUUAAAACCCACCUGACUACUGACUGAACAGGCUUUUCAUCUUCCUUUCUCCAUAACCCUUGCUUUUCUGAAACUUGCAGGGGUUAGCAAAAGAGUAGAAGAGAGAGGAAGCUAUUUUUUUUUUCCCCUAAGGGGGGAGGUUGGUAGUCAAAAGACUUCUCUGCCAAGAAGCACAACGACUGUGGUGAGGUGUUUGAUCUUCCUUGGCAGUCAGCAAUAUAUUGUUUAUUCAUAUUCCAGGUCCUAGUUAAAAAGCACAGAGAAAAUUAAGGUUCCUAGUCUAGGUAGGAACUGUGUCUGGAUGAGGGGACAAGGACUUCACCUGCAUCAUGGGGUUCUUGAGCUUCAUUCACCAGGUAGCUUGAUCAGAUGCAGAGGCUCUUCAGAGCUGUUGCUGUUCCUUGAAAGGAAUGAGGAAAGCCAGUUAAAACUUUUCAUCAGGUAAAUCACAGGAAGGGUAUUUCCAACUUAUUGGAUCACAGGCUAAAGAUCUGUGAUUAUGUUGCCAGAUGAAAUCAGGUUAUCCAGUGCUUGAAUAGAGAAGAUUCAGCUUGGAUUAUCUGUAUGGGGUCUGCUGUCCUUUGCUGCCCCCUGGACCAGUGGACUGUUUAGGUCUGGUUAGGUCUGCCAUCAAACUCUCACUAGUCGUUCUUCAACACUCUUACUUCAGAUCUAUUGGCAGUUAUCUCCUAGUAGUGCUGAAGUGAAUAGAGCUGAGGGCGGGGAUACUAGUGGAGGGAAUAGGAAAGAAGACAAGAUUUGAUACUAUAGCAGGGUACCAGGGUAGAUAUUGAUCAGUUAAUUGAACUUGGACUGUGAAGUCUUCCCAUUUAUUUUUGAAAUGGGAUUUGAUGCCUUUUGUAUGUUAUCAAAGUGUAUCUCCUUUUUUUUUUUUUUUUUUCCCUUUACUCAAACAUAGAGUAUCAAAAUAAGUAUCACAAGUACAAAGCCAAACCCCAGUUUUUCUCUGGGGCUGUUAUCCUCCUUUCCAGGUUAUAACCUGCUACCCCUCAUUUCUCAGCAUUUUGGACUGUGUCAUGUGGGUAUUGUUUUUUUUGUUGUUGUUGUUGUUCAUUUGUUUUUUUCACUUCCUUGGCCUCACGAAAAUAGACCUAGAUCUAGUCAGAUGGAUUUUCUUCUUCAGAGCAUGUUGAUGGCACAGUACCUAUUUAAAUAUCUUUGCCUUAUACUUCAUUGUGUCCCUCAUGUGUAUUUACUAUUGAAGAAUGGGAAUGUGAUCGUCAUAGUUAUUGAUCUAUUUUAUAUGUUGUAUAAUGCUUGUAAUAUAGGUUUAAGGUGGGCGGGCUGCAAGAGCACUAAAACACCUCACCUUUUAAACUGCUCUUUUUAUCUGCUUGUGGGAAGGUUGUCUCUUCAGUGGAAGAUUGGGUGGUCUCAUGUUGAGGCUGUUGCCCAGUCCCAUUAAUCCCCCACCCCAUCCUCUCCCAGAAGGAAGAGACAUUGCCCAACUAAGCAUCAAGAAGCUGUGUUAAAAUUUAAGCCCUCCUGUGGGUUUGAUUUUUGUGAUGUUUUUCCCUAGUGGAAAAACUUAAUAGUUAUUUCUUAACACCCUUUUUGGGAAGCAGGGCAAUGGCCUCCGCAUUUUUAAAUGAGCUAGAUGCCCCUCAUCCUCUCUCCUGUGAUCACCAAGCCUGGAUCAAAGCACUUUUGAUACCCCAGGUGUGGCUUUCCCUAUCCUCUAGUUGCAAAGCUGCCAUCGUUUUUCACAAACCUGGGUCCAUAAAGGGUGAGCACCUAGGGCUCCUCUACCUAAUGGAUGUGAGGCUGCUGUCUUCAGGAAUUCGGCCCAACCCCCACUCCACCCCUCAUCCCCACCUAAACCCCCAGCUCACAAAGGCUGCCUGCUGGCCAUUGCACUGGGGGCAUCCCCACAUUCCAUGGCUUCCUAACUUGAAACCCAGAUUUACCUCCAAGGAGAGGUGAUAGAAAAUUGUAAAUAGACUUGCUACAGAGCAACUCAGGGUUGGGGUGUGUUUUAAUUCUCCUGAUCACUUGAAAUAAUCUGUAGGCUGAGUGCUUAUGGGAGUGGGGGAGAAGUGUGACUCCAGGGUCCUUCCCUUCUACAGAGAGCUGGGGGUGGAGUACAGGACAUCUGAGGCCCUUUGAUGGCACUACACUGAGCUGUCUGUCCUAGAAACCCAACCUACGAUCAACUGCAAAUCAGAUUCUUCACAUUCCAGUUGUAGUCUUUCCCUGUGGAAUCUCAGUUCCUAACUGUGUGGUCAAGGGAAUUUCUGUGAGCCACCCUAGUUUAGGGAGUGGAAGGCAUGACGACUGCCUCCCAAGACUCAUCUCUUAAAAGCAGAAUGAAACAAAACUACAACCACCUUCUAAACACAUACAAAAAAUAAAUUUUUAAAAAGUGCAACUGUUUGAACUGAAGGAAGGGUUGGGUUCCAUUCAACUCCACGUUCAUUGUGCCUUUACUUGUGUUAGAUUUCUGUGCUUCUGCCCUCUCUCCCUCUUUGAAGCAAUGAAAAUCUUCCUUGAUAACUGUCGUUUUCUCUUUCUGCUCUUGUUUCUUCUAACAACUUAGUGGGUUCCCUAGCUGAUCAUUUUAAACCUUAUAAAUUAUUUCCACCGGUGGCUGAGGGGGACUAGCCUUCUUUUCUCAAGUCUAACCUUGGUCCUUUCCCACAGUGACCACCAUGGAAGUCAUAGUCAACACUGAAUAUAAGACUACAAAGACGUGUGAAGAGAGUGAGUGAGUGAGCGUGUGUGUGUGUGUGUGUGUGUGUGUGUGUGUGUGUGCGCAUGCGUACACAUCUUUGCAUGUGUAUAACCUUCAUUCUUUUUUUUUAACCUUCAUUCUUUUGAAAAGAUAAUUUAUUGUAUGAUUUAUUAUAAGGUAUGUUCUGAUUACAGUAUUCCCUUUUCCAGUUAGCAGAGAUCCUCACCAACCCCUCCCCAUCCUAAAAUGUGUUACCUGGUCUCAGGUUGGAUUCUUUGGUACGUUUCUUUCUUCUGGAUGCCAUGCAGUUUAAUUAAACCUUGCUUAAAAACAAAACAACAAACUGAAAACUGUGUACUCUUGUCUGUUGGGAUACUGCCUUGAAUAGUGGCAUAGGUGGGGGCGAAAAUCCCUUGCCUCAGGUUAGUAUAGUGAUUUGACUCGAUGACUGAAGUGAAAGGCUUGUGUACUGACAGGCAAAAACAUUUGCAGCUUCUUGAGGAAUUUGUCUCCUCUGCUUCUGUGUUUUGAAAAUCAGAAUUGGGGAUUCAGGCGGUAGCACAGCGGGUUAAGCGCAUGUGGCGCAAAGCACAAGGACCGGCAUAAGGAUCGCGGUUCGAGCCCCUGGCUCCCCACCUGCAGGGGAGUCGCUUCACAAGCGGUGAAGCAGGUCUGCAGAUGUCUGUCUUUCUCUCCCCCUCUGUCUUCCUCCUCUCUCCAAUUUCUCUCUGUCCUAUCCAACAACGAUGAAAACAAUAAUUACAACAAUAAAACAACAAGGGCAACAAAAGGGAAUAAAUAAAUAAAUAAAAUCAAAAUUGUGGAGUGGGGUGGGGUGGUAGAAAGCAUAAUAGUUAUACAAAGAGACUCAUGCCUGAGGCUUUAAAGUCCCAGGUUCAACCCCCUGCACCACCAUAAGCUGGAGUUGAGCAGUGCUCCGAAAAGAAAGAAAGAAAAAGAAUUGUGGUUAGCCUUGCUGACCAAGUCAGUCAUUCUGAUACAAGUGGCCAUUUUAUAUUUGCACCCCCCCCCCAAUUCCUCUUGACUGGUGAUUUCAGAGAAACCAGGAGACCCUAUAACCUUGUAGGCCUCCUUUAUUAUAACCCUUAUGAUUUUUUGUACCUUUUUUUUUCUUUUUCUUUUUUGAUUUCUUUAUUGGGGGAUCAAUGGUAAUUUUUUUGUACCUUUAUUGCAAGACAGAGUCACAUCAGGGAGUGAAAGAGCUUACAGACUGCAUAUUUUUAUGUGGGUGUUGGCUAUUUUUCUUCCUGCUUUUUAGAUUGAAAUCUAAGCAGGCUUUCUUGAACUUUGACUGUAGGUGUAAGAUUGAACUAGACACUCAGCUUACUGUGGUCAGCCAGCAUAAUCACCACUAAUACUUAAUGAGCUUAACUUGCACUUUCAUCACUAGCAAAGGUCUUGAAAUUAUUUUCCAUACUGAUUCAUAAUGGGUGUGUGUAUGUGUCACUCUCACAUAACUUAGAUAUAAAAACCCAUAUAAGAGAGGGAAGGGCUCCUUUCAUUUCCUUAUAUAUAUUUUUCAGAUUGGCUUGGAUUCUUAGUUAUUUGAUCCAUCAUUGUUAUUAAUAUGGUUAAUAAACUAUUGAUUUAAUU
Messenger RNA from Erinaceus europaeus (western European hedgehog), 6886 nucleotides. It is a transcript of the gene WIPF2, whose product is annotated as WAS/WASL interacting protein family member 2. The coding region runs from base 213 to 1532 and encodes 439 amino acids. The record is from RefSeq and is a predicted model, not a curated record. Lineage: Eukaryota; Metazoa; Chordata; Mammalia; Eulipotyphla; Erinaceidae. The transcript has 8 exons. Gene Ontology annotation, molecular function: actin binding.